AUGACUGUAUCGUCUAAACAGCACUUAGCGGAUCAAGGACAAAUUCAUGAUAAAGUUUUGAAGGUAUUUAGAUUACUUAUUGCAGAUUUGGUUCAAAACUUUAAUGGUGGUCACCCGGGUGGUGCUAUGGAUAUGGCUGCAAUUGGAAUUGCAUUAUGGAGAUAUGUUUUAAAUUAUGCACCUAAUAAUCCAACAUUUUUCAACCGGGAUAGAUUUGUCUUAUCAAAUGGACAUACUUGUUUGUUUCAAUAUGCAUUUCACCAUUUAGUCGGUUAUCAGCACAUGACCAUGAAACAGUUAAAAACUUACCAUUCACCUAAUCUCGAAUCGUAUUGCCCGGGCCACCCAGAAAUUGAACAUCCUGGUAUCGAAGUAACUACUGGACCUUUAGGGCAGGGCAUAACGAAUGCAGUUGGAUUAGCUAUAGCGUCUAAGAAUUUACAAGCCACAUAUAAUAAACCAGAAUUUCCAGUUGUUUCUAAUCAUACGUUUUGCAUAGUCGGUGAUGCUUGUUUGCAAGAAGGUGUAGCAUUAGAGUCAAUAUCUUUUGCUGGACACUUAGGUCUAAAUAACCUUACAGCUAUUUAUGAUAAUAAUCAAAUUUCAUGUGAUGGCUCGGUGGAUUUGACUAAUACGGAGAAUAUUGGUGAAAAAUUUAAAGCAUGUAAUUGGAAUGUAAUUGAGGUUGAAAAUGGAUGUUAUGAUGUUAUUGCAAUUGUGAAUGCUCUAGAAUCUUCCAAAAAGUCAGAAAAUAAACCCACACUUAUUAAUGUUUAUACAAAUAUUGGAAUUGGUUCUAAUGUAGAAGGGAAAGCAGCUGCUCAUGGUGCUGCUUUUGGCGAGACUGAAGUUGACAGAUUACAUAGAGUAAACGGUUUUAGACCCGAAGAUAAAUUCUUCAUCCCUAAAGAUGUGUAUACCUUUUUCGAAGAUCUUCCGGCCAAAGGUGACCAGAUUGUAAAUGAUUGGUUAAGAUUAGUCAAGUCAUAUAAAGAAUCUUAUCCAGACUUAGGAACGGAUUUCGAAAGGAGGAUUUCUGGAAAAUUACCUUGUGAUUGGGAGUCUUUAAUUCCCGCCUCAUUCCCUACCAACCCUACUGCUUCAAGAAAAUCGAGCGGGUUAGUUAUAAAUCCAUUAGCAAAAGAAAUUAAUAAUUUUAUUGUUGGUUCAGCAGAUCUUUCGCCAUCUGUAAAUUUGGUUUGGGAAGGUAAGAAAGAUUUUCAAAACCCGAGAAUAAAAGUAUCUUGCAAUAUCAACGGGGAUUAUUCUGGAAGAUAUAUUCAUUACGGAAUUCGUGAGCACGCAAUGGCUGGAAUUGCAAACGGAAUUGCCGCUUUUAAUGAAGGGACAUUUAUACCAAUCACAUCAUCAUUUUUCAUGUUUUAUUUGUAUGCAUCUCCAGCUGUUAGAUAUGGUGCAUUAUCAAAACUUCAAGUUAUACAUGUCGCAACUCACGACUCAAUUGGGACAGGGGAGGAUGGGCCAACUCAUCAACCUAUUGCUCUAGCAGCAUUGUACCGAGCUAUGCCAAAUAUUAAUUAUAUUCGCCCAUGUGAUUCAGAAGAAACAGCAGGUGCUUGGGAAAUCGCUAUAAAGUCGCAAGGUAUGCCAACCAUCAUUUCUUUAUCAAGACAAAAUUUACCUCAGUACCCUGGAAUGUCAAAUCGUUCUCUAGUUAAAAAGGGGGCAUAUAUUUUUCAAGAGAGAAUUGAUGCUGUUUUAAAUAUUGUAGGCGUGGGUGCUGAAUUGAAGUUUGCUUUAGAGACAGCAAACAUAUUAAAUGAAAAAGGUAUUAAAACUAGAGUAAUCUCAUUUCCAUCUCAUAAUUUAUUCGAAAUGCAGCCUGAUGAGUACAAACGUUCUAUAUUGAAAAGAGGAAAGAUACCAACUGUAGUUAUAGAGGCAUUUGCUCCAAAUGGCUGGGAAAGAUACGCUACCGCUGGAAUUAAUAUGAAGACUUAUGGCAAAUCAUUGCCUGGUGCUGCCGCUUAUGAAUACUUUGGUUUCAACUCGACUGUUAUCGCCUCCAAAGUUGAAAAAUAUUUCUCCAGGUGGAACCAAGAACAUGAAAUUCGUUACGAAUUUCUAGACUUAAAUUAG
Debaryomyces hansenii CBS767 is the source of this 2100-nucleotide messenger RNA. RefSeq names its product transketolase family protein. Gene Ontology annotation, cellular component: cytosol. The transcript has a single exon. NCBI's taxonomy places the organism in Eukaryota, Fungi, Ascomycota, Pichiomycetes, Serinales, Debaryomycetaceae. Gene Ontology annotation, molecular function: transketolase activity. The record is from RefSeq and is a predicted model, not a curated record. Bases 1 to 2100 code for a protein of 699 amino acids. Gene Ontology annotation, biological process: pentose-phosphate shunt.